UCGAGCUGUACAGUCGUGCUUUGCCCCGGCCACGCAACUUACUGUUUGUGCCACGCCAUCCGACUUACGAUUGGCGAGAUAGCUGACUGGGAUCUCAGGAACGUUGCUAAUGACCGACGCUCUGAUACCGUCAUCUUGAUGUGGCUUCGAGCAUCCGCCUGCGGAAGAGGGUGUGAGACUCUUGGGCUAUAUUACUUGCCUGCCUUCAGUCUGCUUUCAUUCCUUCCCGUCAACACAGCAGCUGCCCCCUUGACUUCCCGUCCUGCCUUCUCCUGUCCCAUUCAGUAUGUCGGGGAUUCCACCAGCCGGGGAGCAAAGUCGUUCUUCGACGUCUUCUGCCGACAAGCAAGAGCUGACCUCUAGCGCAGGUGUCUCUCGCACACCAAGCCAAACAUCUGCGGACGAUGGUGGCUUCUUUGCCGCCGCUCGACUGGCUGUCAAGAACCGGCAUGACAUUCGCACCGCUCCUGGCACAAACUUCAGUGAUGAGAAGGUAGCUGCGUACUGGAAGAACGUCUAUGAUGAGAGCAAGUACGAGGGCCGUCAUCGCUUUGAUCCAGACUUUACUUGGACCGAAGAGGAGGAAAAGGCCCUUGUAAGGAAGCUCGAUGUACGGAUCAUGUUGUUCGUAUGGGUGAUGUUCAUCGCCCUCGACUUGAUACGACGCAACAUCAACCGUGUUCUGCCAGACAAUUUCCUCAAGGAUGUCGGUAUGACCCAGAACGAUUUCAACAAUGGGCAAAUCAUCUACUUUGCCAGCUUCUUAUUUAUGGAACUACCUUCCGGUCUGAUCUCAAAAAAGCUUGGGGCCGACGUCUGGAUUCCGAUACAGAUUAUCUCUUGGUCCGCUAUUUGUUCGGCGCAGUUCGCCAUCACCAGUCGCACGGGCUUCUUCGUCACUCGUUGGCUCCUUGGCGCUGCUCAGGGAGGCUUCAUCCCUGACAUGUGCCUCUAUCUGAGUUACUUCUACACAGCCAAGGAGCUCAAUGCCCGCCUGAGCUGGUUUUACACGGUACUCGGCAUGAGCCAGAUCAUCGGCAGCUUCUUGGCCGUCGGCUUCAUUGAAUUGGGAGGCAUCCAUGGACAUUACGGCUGGCAAUGGCUUUUCGCCCUCGAAGGUCUUAUCUCGGGUAUCGUGGGUGUGUUGGCCUUCUUCCUUAUGCCUCCGAGUGUGACGAGCACCAAGGGCGUUGUCCGUGGGAAGUCGGGUUGGUUCAACGAGCGAGAAGAGUACAUUGCUGUCAAUCGCGUCCUCCGCGAUGACCCUACCAAGGGAGAGAUGCACAACCGUCAGGGAGUGGGGGCGUACAGCCUCUGGAAAGCCAUCAGCGAGAAGGACCUGUGGCCUAUCUACCUGCUGGGACUGGUCAUCUACAUUCCCUACCAGCCACCACAGACGUAUCUCUCGGCCACUCUGAAGCAGCUCGGCUUCUCUACCAUCAACUCGAACCUGCUGGCCAUCCCUUCGCAAGCCCUCUUUGUUAUCAAUUGUCUCUGGCUGCCAUGGCUCACCAGGCGCUUCAACGAGUACAGCAUCCUGUCGUCCAUCUCCAAUAUCUGGACACUCCCGCUACUGAUUGCCUUGGUCACCAUCCCUGCAUCAUUGUCAUCCUACUGGUCUUGGGUACGCUUUGCGCUCCUCACCCUGAUCUCUGCCUUUCCCUACUGCCAUCCUGCCGUCAUCUCCUGGCUGUCGCAGAAUUGCCACAGUGUGCGGAAUCGCGCUGUUUCAGUCUGCCUAUACAACAUGUCCUACCAGGUCGGCUCGAUUGUCGCAACCCAGAUCUACCGCUCAGGAGAUGCGCCAUACUACCGCCGGGGAACGUGGGGGUUGAUUGCCAUUUCCGCCUGGGCUAUCAUGCAGUGCUGGCUCACCAAGCUGUACUACAUUUACCGCAACCGGCAAAAGGAGGCCGAGUGGAAGAGGCUCACACCUGAUGAGCGCGUAGAGUAUACUGUGACCAACAAGGAGCAGGGAACGAGCCGGCUAGACACGCGAUUCGUUCACUGAUCCAGCUCUUGAGUGCGGGGCCGAUGCCCUUGGAGGGACUGCCGUGGAGGACCAAUGUACAGUAGUAGCCUGCUUGCUAACACUCUCAUGAUACUAGUCCUCGUCGACGAGAAAC
This is a messenger RNA of Microstroma glucosiphilum, 2126 nucleotides long. Its product is annotated as MFS general substrate transporter. The transcript has a single exon. NCBI's taxonomy places the organism in Eukaryota, Fungi, Basidiomycota, Exobasidiomycetes, Microstromatales, Microstromataceae. Gene Ontology annotation, molecular function: transmembrane transporter activity. Gene Ontology annotation, cellular component: membrane. Bases 287 to 2011 code for a protein of 574 amino acids. Gene Ontology annotation, biological process: transmembrane transport. The record is from RefSeq and is a predicted model, not a curated record.